CCAUCAGAAGAGCUGUUGGUUUGCUUAUCUUCUUCAUAUUCUCAUCAAGAUAUAUAUUGUCUUGAUAUCUCUUGGGCUAUCCAUUCAAGUCCUCAGCACCUACAGUCAAAACAACCACCAGAAUGACCAGUCGUCGCCCUCAAGGCAAAUCCUACGCGGAGGUUGUCGCGUCUCCUUCGACACAGAAAAAUACCAGUUCGGAUGUGACUCCGGCUGUUCCUUCAGACGUCAUCUUCAAACUGCUCGCCUUUACAGCUGCCAUGGUCAUUGCCCCUAUCGGCAUGUACUUCUUGACCGUCGAGUCUAUCUUCCGUGGGAGUGCGACCUAUGCUGGUAUCACCGCUGCUGUGACAGCUAAUGUCGUUCUAUUUGCCUAUAUCUAUGUUGCAUACCAGGAGGACAAAGGAGAGAGAGAAGCAGAAAACGAAAAGAAAGGCCAGUGAUCUGACCUAUGUAUUGGUAUUCGAUGUGUCAAUGUAUUGUACUCGUUCCCAUGGAUGGCGUUUAUAGGAGCGGCUGCUUGAGAACAAAUUGCAGAAAUAUUGGGAUUGAAUAUGAUCAGAUCCUGC
This is a messenger RNA of Aspergillus wentii DTO 134E9, 569 nucleotides long. RefSeq names its product vacuolar ATPase assembly integral membrane protein VMA21. The transcript is spliced from 3 exons. NCBI's taxonomy places the organism in Eukaryota, Fungi, Ascomycota, Eurotiomycetes, Eurotiales, Aspergillaceae. The record is from RefSeq and is a predicted model, not a curated record. Gene Ontology annotation, biological process: vacuolar proton-transporting V-type ATPase complex assembly. Bases 123 to 443 code for a protein of 106 amino acids. Gene Ontology annotation, cellular component: endoplasmic reticulum membrane.